This is a messenger RNA of Cucurbita pepo subsp. pepo (vegetable marrow), 868 nucleotides long. RefSeq lists its product as uncharacterized. NCBI's taxonomy places the organism in Eukaryota, Viridiplantae, Streptophyta, Magnoliopsida, Cucurbitales, Cucurbitaceae. The record is from RefSeq and is a predicted model, not a curated record.
UAAAGCCUCAAAUCUUCUCUUUAGUCUUACCAAAAGAACCAGAGAGAAAAGAAAUGGGUAACCAUGGAGUUUUCUCCGUUCUUAUCCUUUCAUACUUCGUGUUUUCAUUGGGAUUUGGAGUUGAAGUAGUGAUGGGAGCUGCGUAUGAGGUCUUUGUUACUUCAAUCAAGGGAAAGGAAGUAUAUUCGAGGAAGAUGAAGAUGGAAGUAUUUAAUUCUUUUGUUACUUCACUAAAAGUUCCAUCUGUUAACUCUGUUGUUCCUCCGGUUCCUCCUCCCAAAGUUUUACCGGUUGACUCUGUUGUUCCUCCGUCAAAAGUACCAUCUAUCAACCAUGUUGUUCCUCCGCUGAAAGUUCUAUCUGUCAACUCUGUACCUCCACCCAGAGUACAAUCUGUCAACUCUGUGCCUCCACCCAGAGUAUAAUCUGUCAACUCAGUGGUUCCUCUACCGAAAAUUCCAUCUGUCAACUCUGUAGUUCCUCCACCCAAAGUAUCAUCUGUCAACUCUGUAGUUCCUCCACCCAAAGUAUCAUCUGUCAACUCUGUAGUUCCUCCACCUAAAGUUCCAUCUGUCAAACUCCGUAGUGCCUCUACCCAAAGUUCCAAAGUUCCAUCUGUCGACUCCGUAGUUCCUCCGCCCAAAGUUCCAUCUGUCAACUCUGUAGUUCCUCCUCCCAAAGUACCAUCUGUCGACUCUGUUGUUCCUCCACCCAAAGUUCCAUCUGUCGACUCCGUUGUUCCUCCCCCCAAAGUACUAUCUUUCCAAGUCACAUGUAAAACUUUAAUCUUUUUAAGUAUGUAAUCAAGAUGCAUGUAGAAAAGAAAAUUAAGCGUACGAACUCUCUCUAAGUUACAGUUUUUAUGUUC